CAGUAAAGCAAGGGAAUAGUAUGCAUGAAGAUUCUCACCGAAAAACAAUAUGGAACUCAAGCACCCAGCCCUUCUAGCCCCUAAUAGUCACUGAUAAAAAGAAAAUAGGUAGUUAAGUCCGAUUCGAAUUACCUAGAUAAUAAUAUUCAGAGAAAAUACCCCAAAUCGGACCGAAGGCACCAGAUGGGAAAAAAUAUUUGUGCCCCAAACCUGAAAAUGAAAUAAGGAUUACUUCAUGGAACAUGCAUUAUAUUGACGUGUUAUGUACAGAGAGAAUGUUUUAAAACUUGAUAAAACAUAAUAAUAGCUUAAGAGGUAAAAAAAACAUAAGAAAUGGUGCAAAACCACUGGGAUAUAGGUGGAUAGUGAAGGAAAGGAACAAUAAGUUGUUGGCCAUGUUGGCACCAAAGAAAAUGAUAUUUAAAAUAUGGAGAACCAAAAUUCGCUGAGA
Paramecium sonneborni is the source of this 451-nucleotide messenger RNA. The record is from the annotation of a GenBank genome assembly. NCBI's taxonomy places the organism in Eukaryota, Ciliophora, Oligohymenophorea, Peniculida, Parameciidae.